Messenger RNA from Bombus pyrosoma, 1737 nucleotides. RefSeq names its product cell cycle checkpoint control protein RAD9A (gene Rad9). Gene Ontology annotation, cellular component: checkpoint clamp complex. The transcript has 6 exons. Gene Ontology annotation, biological process: cellular response to ionizing radiation; DNA repair; DNA replication checkpoint signaling. NCBI's taxonomy places the organism in Eukaryota, Metazoa, Arthropoda, Insecta, Hymenoptera, Apidae. The record is from RefSeq and is a predicted model, not a curated record. The coding region runs from base 109 to 1506 and encodes 465 amino acids.
UAUCCUAUUUUGAUUUAAAUAUAAUAUUAUGGAUUCCUUCGGUUACUUUUUACGAAUAAUUAUUUAAUGUUUUAUUUAUAAGAAAUAGUUUUAUGGAAGAAAUUUAACAUGAAGUGUGUUAUAGCAGGAGCAAAUGUAAAAAUUUUAGCGAAGGCUAUACAUGCAUUAUCAAAAAUUGGAGAUGAAAUGUACAUAGAACCACAUGAAAAUACUUUAUCAUUUCGUACUGUUAAUAUGGCAAAUUCAGCAUAUGCUGAUUUUACAUUUCUACAAAGUUAUUUUUCAUAUUAUGCUUAUGGUGACUUACAAGAAAAUGAUGCAUUGAAAUGUAAAAUAUCAAUGAGGAGUGCAAUGACUGUAUUUAAGGUUCCACAUUUAAUAGACAAACAGGUAGAAACAUGUCAUAUUAAAUUAGAGCCAGAUGCAUCUGAAAUUUUGUUUAUUUUAAAGUAUAAAAACAGUAUUAUUAAGACUCAUUUAUUGCCCAUUUUAGAUUGUGAAAUAUUACAAACUGUAUAUAAUAAGGAUUCUGCAUCAAUCAAACUUUCAUCCCAACCACGAGUAUUAGGCGAUGCAAUGCAAAAUUUUCAUCAACAUUUAAUUGAAAUAACACUUGAAGUUUCAGCACAAAAGCUUUUAUUAAGAAAUUAUGUUGAUGAUGUCUCAGGUUUAUCAAAUACAAUACGUACACAACUUGCACUUGGAAAGGGAGAAUUUGAUCGAUAUGAUAUUGGUAGUGAAACAGCAAUUACCUUUUGUAUGAAAGAAUUUAGGUCCAUCUUAAAUUUUGCAGAAAUUGCAAUUACACCCAUUAGUAUAUACUCUGAAGGAGCAGGAAGACCAGUUAUAUUCGCAUUAAAAAAUCAAUCUUUUGAAGUGAACUUAGUGUUGUCAACAUUGAGUUCUGAUACAGAUAGUCAAGCAGAAACAACAUUAAUUAAUAAACCACAAGAAAAAUCCAUAAAAAGAAGAGCAACAAAUAAACGAGUUUGUAGGAAAAAUAAUAAAUCUGAUAGUAAAAUUCAAGAUAAGUCAAUUAAAUCCAAUAACAAAUUAGGUAAUGUUAAAACACCACAUCCAUGUUUCAUGGAGGAACCGAAGGGACAAGUUGAUACAUCAGCCAGAGAUAAUCAAAAUCUAAAUAGAGUAAGUAACCUUCCGAUAGAACAAGAUAUUGAAGAUAAAAUGAAACAGAAUUUCUCAUCUAGCUGUGACGUAUUUACAAACGUUAAUAAAACAUCUACAAGUGAAAAGAAAUUAGUGAAUUUUAUAUUUUCUACAAUAACGAAAAGAAAAUCUAGUAACAAUGAAACUGACAAAGAACAAAAUUUGGAUAGUGAUCAGUCUGAUGCAUUUGAAGACAAAGUACCAAAUUCACCAUCUCCUCCAAAUAAAAAGGCUCGUUUCAUUUUUCAAAAAUGCUUUCAAAAGACAUUCGAUCCAAGAACAUUGCCAGGAUACAAUGUAAUCUUAGCUGAAGAUUCAGAUGAAGCUAGUAAUGAUUAAAAAUAAUUUUUCACAAUAUUUUUUGCCAUUCGUGCCUCAGUCAUAUGAUUAAGAUAACAGAAAUCUAUAAGUUUCUGUUAUAUCAAUUUAUUAGUCACUAAUUUUGUUUCAAUUAACGAGGAUGUUUCUAUAUGUUGUUACAUAUGUAAUGUGUGUAUUUGAUAGAUAAAUUGUACAUUAAUUAUAAAAUACGAAUUUUAAAUUAUUAAAAUGGAACUAUUGUUUAUAUUA